UGCAAGUGUAUAUAUAUUGUUUUAUUUGAUAAGCGAGAGACGUUGAUUGAGCAACGUGCGUGAGAUCACGUUUUUUAACGCUCUCACGUGAUCUUAUUCGGACGAAUCACAGUUCACUUUUUCGGCAAAUGUAGCCAUCAUUGUAGUGUGUACAAUUCGUGGUAUAAGGUGCGUCGUUUAUUAUCUUACGACCACGGGAUUCGCACGAAGUUGUUAUAAUUCGCGUUUGGAAGUUGUGUGUGUGUAUAGUUUAUAAAGUAUAUUCUUUGCAGAGAGUAUCGAUAUAUUUGUGAUAUAUAUAACAAAAAAGUAUUAACCCUUAUAAACAUAAAAGAGAAUUUCGACAGCCAGCGUGUAUAAAUUCAACAGUCUUCACUAUGAUGAAAAGUUUGAACAAUAAUUUGGACAGUUUUGAAAAGCAACCCGAAAUAAUGCCCGAUUUGCUUCUUCUGGACAAGAUCAACAAGAGCUUCUUGUUGUUGGAUGAGAAGGGAAAUCUACAAGUUUCUUGUACAGAGAAAUUUUUAAAAAAAUUGAAUAGUCCAAAGAAUAGCAAAGUAAAAGUUGUUUCCAUAUUUGGAAACACCGGUGAAGGAAAAAGUUAUACUAUGAAUCAUAUGUUUUUUAAAGGCGCAGAAGUAUUUCAAACAUCAAAUGAACAGGUUUCUUGCACAUUGGGUGUUUGGGCUGCUUAUGAUCCAGAUCUCAAUGUUAUUUGCUUGGAUACGGAAGGUUUACAAGGUAUUACAAACUGUGAGAAUGAACGCACAAAACUGUUGUUAAAAGUACUUGCAAUAUCUGAUAUUGUAAUUUAUGAAAUUCGCUCGGAAAGACUAAACAGAGAUUUAUUCGUCUUUCUGAGUACUGCAUCGCAUGCUUAUAGCCAGCAUUUCAAAGCUGCUCUAGAAGCAAUAGGGCAGCAAAAGGAUAUGUCUAACGCAUGGGGCACACUUGGACCAAGUGUUAUAGUGCUGCAUGAAACUAGACACACUAAACCUUUGACCAACAAUGAUUCGGAAACUGCGGAAGAUAUCUUGAAAGCCAAAUUUAAAAUGAUGAAUUUAACAAUUGAUGCUUUUAGUUCUAUUAAAUACGUUGGAUUGCAAACAAUGAAUAACGCAACGGAUUAUACACAAGUGCGAGCUGCUAUCAAAAUGGAAUUGGACAAUAAUCUUGUUCGUUCGGCGAGAAAACCGUAUCUGGUUUAUAAAGCACUCAAGAGUUUACAUAAGCUUCGCGAUGAAAUGGAGAAUCUUUCUCUCGGUUCAUUUCCACAACAGUAUUUUACUUGUCUUGUCAAGUGUUUGAGUUGUGACGCUGGAUGUAUCAACAGUAUGGGACAUCUUAGCGAGGGAAAACCCCACACGAGCAAUGCUAGCUGCAAAUUUCAGUGUCAGUAUGAGAACUCAGUUUAUAUUUGCAAAAAAUGUCAAACAAAUGGAAACGAAGUUGAGGUAACCAAACGUUAUCAAGAGAGUGAUCAAAGUACUUGGUAUAAAUUUGCUCCGACUAUCUGGUCAGGAUACACUAUAAAUUGUCCAAACUGUGGAGAAAUAUACAAAAGCAAUCAGUAUUGGUACGGGAACGAUGCGGAGGAUGUUGCCGUAGCUCAAAAAUCCGUGCACGUGUGGAACACGCCAAAUUCUUCUGGAGCGUCUCAAAAUACAGCGCAACGAGUCAUCGAUAGCGUUACGUCUAUUAGCGAAAGUUUUACGAACAUUUCUCUGCAACCUUCAAAAGCACUGAAAGCUUGGGCCGCGGAUCAAGUGGCGCCUUCUUACUGGCGAUCGAACAGUGAGAUACAAUACUGUCACGAAUGCAAAUAUUAUUUUGGUAUCACAGACGAUAAACAUCAUUGUCGAGAUUGCGGAGAAGGUUUUUGCGGUCAGUGUUCGGCCAAUACGAAAUGUGUGCCUCAUAGAAAUUGGUUCACACCUGUGAGGGUUUGCAAUGCGUGUUACAAGAAAGAAACUCCUUCGAGCAGUCUCUAUGAACCUGUUAAAGAUGUUAACGCGCGAAAAGUGACGGAACACGUAGUAUCGACCUUCAACGUUGUUGGAAACGUUUUUACCUAUUCUAAGAAAAUUAAUCAUUUUCCAGCAUUAAUAAAAGACACUGUACGUCCGUCGUAUUGGAUACCAGAUUCAGAAAUUAUAAGCUGUAGCAUAUGCAAACUGAUGUUUUCCCACGUGAUUCCUUUGCAUCACUGCAGAGCUUGCGGACGCGGAGUGUGUCAGGAGUGCUCACCGCAUCGCAAACCUGUACCUUUCAGAGGAUGGGAUCAUCCUGUCAGAGUAUGCAAUGCUUGCGUUUGAAAUUUGAGUUGAUGCGCGUACGUUUUCUCUUAGAAAGACUUUAUAGAAAAAUCUGCGGUAUAAGAAGGCAUCUAAAAAUCAUAGAUUAAAUAUUUCAGAUUCUAGACAAUUUUGUAAUAUUCUCUUUUUAAUAUAAUAA
Molecule: messenger RNA, 2454 nt
Organism: Pseudomyrmex gracilis
Lineage: Eukaryota; Metazoa; Arthropoda; Insecta; Hymenoptera; Formicidae
Product: zinc finger FYVE domain-containing protein 1-like
Exons: 7
Coding region: 378-2315 (645 amino acids)
Molecular function (GO): GTP binding; metal ion binding; GTPase activity
Source: RefSeq, a predicted model, not a curated record